Messenger RNA from Musca vetustissima, 791 nucleotides. It is a transcript of the gene Clic, whose product is annotated as chloride intracellular channel Clic. The record is from RefSeq and is a predicted model, not a curated record. Gene Ontology annotation, biological process: chloride transport. Gene Ontology annotation, cellular component: cytoplasm; apical plasma membrane. Gene Ontology annotation, molecular function: chloride channel activity. Bases 21 to 788 code for a protein of 255 amino acids. NCBI's taxonomy places the organism in Eukaryota, Metazoa, Arthropoda, Insecta, Diptera, Muscidae. The transcript is spliced from 4 exons.
AAACGCAAGCAAAAGAAAUCAUGUCGGAAGCAGAACUCCAAGAAACCAAUGGCACCAGCGAAGUACCAGAAAUUGAAUUGAUUAUUAAGGCUUCCACAAUCGAUGGCCGUCGCAAGGGAGCAUGUCUAUUCUGUCAAGAAUACUUUAUGGACUUGUAUCUUUUGGCCGAAUUGAAGACAAUCAGCCUAAAAGUGACCACAGUUGAUAUGCAAAAACCACCACCAGAUUUUCGCACGAAUUUCGAGGCAACUCAUCCGCCAAUUCUAAUUGACAACGGUUUGGCCAUUUUGGAAAAUGACAAAAUCGAACGGCACAUCAUGAAAAGUAUCCCUGGUGGAUAUAAUCUUUUUGUACAGGACAAGGAAGUUGCCACAUUAAUUGAAAAUCUAUACGUUAAACUAAAGUUGAUGUUGGUAAAGAAGGAUGAAGCUAAAAACAAUGCCUUAUUAUCACAUUUGAAGAAAAUCAACGAUCAUCUGGCCAAUCGUAAUACACGUUUCCUAACUGGUGACACCAUGUGCUGUUUCGAUUGUGAAUUAAUGCCACGUCUGCAACACAUUCGAGUGGCUGGAAAAUAUUUCGUCGAUUUUGAAAUACCCACUCACUACACCGCUCUGUGGCGAUACAUGUAUCAUAUGUAUCAAUUGGAUGCCUUCACCCAAUCAUGUCCGGCCGAUCAGGAUAUCAUCAAUCACUACAAAUUGCAACAAAUGUUGAAAAUGAAGAAACACGAAGAGUUGGAAACACCCACAUUCACCACAUCCAUUCCAAUCGAUAUUUCCGAAUAAGAG